Messenger RNA from Thamnophis elegans (Western terrestrial garter snake), 7537 nucleotides. RefSeq names its product calcineurin binding protein 1 (gene CABIN1). The record is from RefSeq and is a predicted model, not a curated record. Gene Ontology annotation, molecular function: nucleosome binding; protein binding. Gene Ontology annotation, cellular component: nucleus. Gene Ontology annotation, biological process: chromatin organization. Lineage: Eukaryota; Metazoa; Chordata; Lepidosauria; Squamata; Natricidae. The transcript has 37 exons. Bases 234 to 6791 code for a protein of 2185 amino acids.
CCUGCGGCCCCUUUAAACAAAAGAAGAGCUUAUAUUUCGCGCUUUUAUGGACAACGUUAAUUAAAAUAAACGCCCCGAGUCGCGUUUCCGAGGCCCUCCGAUCUCGCCCGAAGAUGCCGCCCGUGGUGUGGCCGCGCCCCUCGCAGGGCGCUUGGGUAGUCGGCAGCCAAUAGGCGUCCGUCUUGCUGCCCAGUGGCGCGGCGGCGGCGGCUGGGAUCUCGGCUUCGGCCAGCAUGAUCCGGAUCGCCGCGCUCAACGCCAGCUCGGCCGUGGAGGACGACCCCGAGGGAACCCUCAAGAGCCACAAGUCGCAGACCAAGGAGGCGCAGGAAGCAGAAGCCUUUGCCCUCUAUCACCAGGCACUGGAUCUUCAGAAACAUGACCUCUUUGAAGAGUCGGCCAAGGCCUACCACGAACUGCUGGAGACUCAUCUGUUGCGCGAAGCAGUUGCAUCUGGAGAUGAGAGGGAGGGGUUGAAGCAUCCAGGCUUGAUGCUGAAGUAUUCAACUUACAAGAACUUGGCCCAGCUGGCUGCCCAGCGAGACAACAUCGAGACAGCUAUGGAAUUCUACCUGGAGGCUGUGCUACUUGACUCCACGGAUGUCAACCUAUGGUAUAAAAUUGGCCAUGUGGCCCUUCGGCUUACUCGCCUGCCCCUGGCACGGCAUGCUUUUGAAGAAGGGCUUGCAUGUAAUCCAGAUCAUUGGCCUUGUUUAGAUAACCUCAUCACUGUCCUCUACACCCUCAGCGACUACACAACGUGCUUAUAUUUUAUUUGCAAAGCGCUGGAAAAAGAUAACUCUUACAGCAAAGGACUUGUUAUUAAGGAGAAGAUCUUUGAGGAACAGCCGUGCCUCAGAAAGGACUCCAUAAGGAUGUUUCUGAAAGGUGACCUGCCAGUGUGUGAUGUGCCUGUGAGUGCCUCAGAAACACAAACAAUCCUAGAGGAAGCCCUGGAGCUGCGCAGGAAAAGGCAGGCUUUGAUGGCACGGAAGAAUGAGCCAGAUCUCAAGCUUGCCCAGCCUAUCUCUUUGUUCACCUGGAAAUCUCUAGGAGAGAGUUUGAUGGCCACUUACUUGCAUCUCACAACUUGUGAGCCACCUCGUCCAAGCUUGGGCAAGCAAAUUGAUCUCUUGGAAUACCAAGAUCUGGACCAGCAUCUGGAGAGCCAGGCAAAUGUAGCCCCCGUCAGUGUUCUUCACCCCAGCCCUGUCAGUUCCAACCCACUGGUGCCUUUGACUGAACCUCUCCUCACGUAUACACCACUGACUCCUAACUUCCCCAGUUUGACUGUACUGGAAUCAGUAAACUCUGCAGGAGAUGCUUCUGGGGGUGACAAAUCUAAGAAAGGGUUGAAACGGAAGAAAAUCAUGGAAGAGAGUGGUGAAACAGCGAAGAGGCGAUCUGCUCGAGUCAGGAAUACCAAGUGCAAAAAAGAAGAAAAAGUCGAUUUCCAGGAGCUGCUAGUAAAGUUCCUUCCUUCUCGCCUGAGGAAGCUGGAUCCAGAAGAAGAAGGUCCAUUCAACCACUAUGAGAUCCAAAGCACAACAAAGGAUGAGAACUCCCAGCCCCUGGGCUCCCAUAGGAUGUCCCUUGACCUGACAGUCUGCAUGGAAUCUGAGAAGCAGGAUGUUCAUAAGUUCCUCUUGGCUAAUUUGAACAACGGAGGCAUACUUGAACUGAUGAUGAGAUACCUGAAAGUCAUCAGCCAGAAGUUCCUGGUCAAGUGGCCACCAGGCUUGCCCGAGGUUGUUCUGAAUAUCUACAACAACUGGAGAAAGCACAGCAGCAGCCUACCCAACCCACUAUUAAGGGACUGUCACAACCAACACAUCAGGGAGAUGAUGCUGAUGAGUCUGUCCUGCAUGGAAUUGCAGCUGGAUCAGUGGUUGCUGGCCAAAGGGAAGAGUUCCAUGGUAUCUCCCAGGAAUGGUCCUGCAGCCAGCUUGGCCAAUGGCAAAUUUGGCCCAGAUUUUCCGGGCACGCACUUCUUGGGGGAUCUCCUGCAGCUCUCAUUCGCUUCUUCCCAGCGGGACCUCUUUGAGAAGAGUUGGUUGCAGUUUGCCGUCCGAGUGUAUUGGCUGAAAGCUCGGUUUCUGGCUCUGCAGGGUGAAAUGGAGCAGGCCCUGGAGAACUACGAUGUCUGCACGCAGAUGCUUCAACAUUCUGCUGCCCUCAAAGCCGACUCUGACAGCGACAAGAGGAUGGUGAUCAGACUGCCCAACCUCCAUGUUGACUCUAUGGUUUCUUUGGAAGAGAUUGAUAAGAAUCUGAAGUCCCUGGAGAGAUGCCAAUCUUUGGAGGAGCUUCAGCGCUUGUACGAGGCUGGGGACUACAGGGCUGUGGUUCAGCUGCUCCGCCCAACUUUGUGCCUCAAUGGGGACAGCAGGACGGAGCAUUUGGAGUUGGCCAUCUCCAUUCCAGAGAGGCCAGCCCAACUUCUCUUGCUACAGGACUCCCUUCUUCGGCUGAAGGAUUAUCAGCAGUGCUUGGAAUGCUCCGAAGUGGCCUUGAACGAAGCUUUCCAGCAGAUGAUCAAUACAACAACUGCCUCAGCCAAGGAAGAGUGGGUGGCCACUGUGACUCAGCUGCUCCAGGGCAUCAGUCACUCCCUCUCAGCAAACAGCAGCAGCCUGAGUGAAGUUUCUGCCCUGCCGAAUCUCACCCGAUUUAGUCACAACCUCAUCCAGAUUAUUGAUUCCAGCAUGGUAGUCCAGGAGGAACCCAAAGAGCCGUUUGUGUCCUCGGUGCUUCCCUGGAUUAUUCUUCAUCAGAUUAUUCAGCAUGAAGAAGAAAACAUCCAGCCCCUUUACUGUCAACAUGAGAAGCUGCAGAAUCCACAGGAAGGAGUGUCUCCAAUUCAAGACACGCCUAUGCUGCCCCCUUCCCUUAUGCUGCUGAACACUGCCCAUGAAUACCUUGGAAGGAGAUCCUGGUGCUGCAACUCAGAUGGAGCUCUGCUUAAAUUUUAUGUGCGGGUUCUGCAAAAAGAGCUUUUAGCCUCCACCACAGAAGACACCCAUCCUUAUAAAGAGGAGCUGGAGACCGCCCUGGAGCAGUGUUUUUAUUGCCUGUACGGCUUCCCAAGCAAAAAGAGCAAAGCCCGGUACUUGGAAGAGCAUUCUACCCAGCAGGUGGAAUUGAUCUGGGAAGAUUCCCUAUUCAUGUUUGAAUAUUUUAAGCCCAAGACCCUUCCUGAAUUUGACAGCUAUAAAACCAGUACAGUCUCUGCUGACCUAGCCAACCUUCUGAAGAAGAUGGCCACGAUUGUCCCUCAAACAGAUAAGCCUAUGCUGAGAUUGGAAGAAGUGUCGAGUUACAUUGAAGGGACCUUGAGCAAGGUGCCAUCCCUCCCGGAGGGUGCCGACUUCUCUCCUCCAGUGGUGACCGAGCUAUACUACCUCCUGGCUGACUACCACUUCAAGAAUAAGGAACAGUCCAAGGCCAUCAAGUUCUACAUGCAUGACAUCUGCAUCUGCCCAAACAGGUUUGACUCAUGGGCAGGCAUGGCCCUGGCCCGGGCCAGCCGCAUUCAGGAUAAGCUGAACUCCAAUGAACUGAAGAGCGAUAGCCUCAUCUGGAAGCAAUCCACCCCAGUGUUGAGCUGCUUCAAACGAGCCCUUGAGAUCGAUGGCUCCAACCUCUCGCUCUGGAUAGAGUAUGGCACCAUUUCCUACGCUCUGCACUCGUUUGCCUCCCGGCAGCUGAAGCAGUUGAAACCAGAGCUGCCCUCGGAGGUGGUGCAGCAGAUGGAAGAGCGGCGCAAUGGCAUGUUGGAAACGGCCAAGCACUGCUUCACGUCAGCUUCCCGCUGCGAGGGUGACGGAGACGAAGAGGAGUGGCUGAUCCAUUACAUGCUGGGGAAGAUUGCGGAGAAGCAGAAGCAGCCCCCGGGGGUCUAUCUCUUUCACUACAAGCAGGCGGGUCACUUCUUGCACGAAGAGGCAGCACGGUACCCCAAGAAGAUACACUAUCAUAACCCCCCAGAGCUUGCCAUGGAGGCCCUGGAGGUCUACUUUCGGCUCCACGCGUCAAUCCUAAAACUGGUGGGAAAACCUGACUCUGGAGCAGAUGCUGAGCUGCUGGUGACUUUUAUGAAAGAAGCUGCUGAGGGCUCCUUUGCCAGGGGAGAGGAAAAAAACACUCCCAAGCUCUCUGAAAAGGAAAAGCUUUGCAUGGCAGAUGAGGACUCGCAUUCUUCUGCAGGAACUCUGCCAGGCCCCGGGACUUCCCUGCUCUCUUCCUCUGGUCCAGGUCUGACUUCCCCACCCUACACAGCCACUCCAGUUGACCACGAUUACGUCAAAUGUAAAAAAAGCCAUCAGCAGGCAACACCGGAUGCUGCCUUCAUCAGUCAGCAGGAUCCUGCUUCCCUGGGCCUUGAAGACAGGAGUCAGGACAGCAUGGCGGUUGGGCUUUCGGACUCCAAUUCCACCCAGGACACCUUUAUGGAGCUUGCCAGCCUCCCGGACAGCAACAAGAAGACUUUUCCCGAGGGGAGGCCCUUGGCUUCCUGCUUGGAUGCCACAGCACCCGGGAAAGAGAGCCUGGUACCCACAGAGGAGAGGGGAAAGCCGGAAGACCCUCUGGGCAGCCCUGACGCCUGCCGUGCUGCGGAACAGAAGCCCUCUCCCCAGGGACCUUGCAAGUUCUCUGCUCCCCCCCUCUCCCAGGGGGACCCGAAUAGACCAAUGGAGCUCCUCUGCACCAGCCAGUUUGCCCAGGGCCUCCCCACAAACCUGGAGGAGCAGCGCACUUUUCUGACUGAGCACUGCAUAGCCGCCUUCCACCUCUGCCUCAGCCGCUUCCCUCAGCACUACAAGAGUCUCUACCGUCUGGCCUGCCUCUAUGCCUGCAGCCCCACCCAUAAGAAUCUGCCGUGGGCGCGCGAUGUGCUGCUAGGCAGCAGUUUCCCCUGGCAGCAGCUGAGGCACAUGCCAGCACAGGGUCUCUUCUGUGAGAGGAACAAGACCAACUUCUUCAACGGAAUAUGGCGCAUCCCUGUGGAUGAAAUUGACCGUCCUGGUAGCUUUGCCUCUCAUAUGAACCGCUCCAUUGUUCUGCUGCUGAACGUGCUGUCCCAGCUCAAAGAUUACCCCACUUUGCUGAAAAUCUCCUCUAUGCUGCAGAGGACCCCUGACCAGGGAAAGAAAUACUUGCGGGAUGCAGAUCGCCAGGUUCUUGCCCAGCGGGCCUUUGUUCUCACCGUGAUGGUGCUAGAGGACAUGUUGCAUGAGCUCACCGAGGUAUCCGAAGAUCAAAGCAACCAGGGCUGUGACAUUUUGGAGAGAAGAAUGACUACUGAUGUCUUUCAGAAGGCAAGUGUGGAUGAUGGUCAGGAAACCCUGCCCCCAAAGGCAGCCUUGUCUGGUGGGGAGGGAGCAUCUUAUGGCACUGAGGAUGUCUCCCAAGAAGAGGGCCAGGACCAGCCUCUCACUGCCAUGGAGCCAGACGAGGGCAAGCCGGAAAAAAUCCCAAAAGAGGUGUCUCCGUCAGGCCCUGCCGAGCCCAUGGAGUGCGACCACUUUGCUGCUGACCCUGAAAAAAUGGAGGCCUCCUUUCUUUAUCCUGAGCCAGCCCAAGUGCCCUCUGGCAAGGUCUGCAAGGACAAAGCCCCCGAGAGCCGGACCACGGCAGAACUGUCUCUGGAGGACUUAAGCAUCAGCUCCAAGCACCAGCAGCUGGAGGCAGGAAAGGCCCAAGGCCAGGCCGGCCCCACAGAGGAGACCAGCCAGAAGCCCAGCCGGAAGAGGAAGCUGGCCGGGGACACGGAGUCUGGGAAGACCCUCCUUCUGGAUGCCUACCGCGUGUGGCAGCAAGGGCAGAAGGUCAUGACCUAUGAUUUAGGCAAAAUUGAGAAGAUCAUGUCUGAGACUUACAUGCUCAUUAAGCAAGUUGAUGAAGCGGCAGCUCUAGAACAGGCCGUCAAAUUUUGCCAAGUGCACAUUGGCGCUUCUGCCCAAAAACAGUCAGUUGGAGAUGCUCCAGCCACCCCAAAGCACCCCAGAGAUAGUAGGGACAACUUCUUUGCUGCUGCCCCUAAGUCUUUGACGCCCCCCAUGGGGACUGCUGCGGAUGCCACCUCCUCGGUUGCAGAAGCUCUGCCCAGACUGGCAGACCAGCAGAGCAAGCCCAAAGCAGCUUCACCCUCCUCCUCCUCUUCUUCCUCCACUGGUGGUCUCCUUGCGCCACCACAGGAGCCGGCAGGGGUGGAGAACAUCAAGGAGAUGCCUCCUACAUCCAGUCUCAAGCCUGACAAAGAAGAGGCGAGCAGAUCGGAGCCACUCCUGGCGGGAUUGCAGCAAGAAUCCCUCCGCUGCCAGCAGAUGAAAAUGGCUACCAUCAAUCCCUCUUCCGGUCUACCACCCUGGAAGGUGGAGCUGGAGUCAGCAGGACAGAUGUGGGGUCCAGCAUCCAGUUCCAAGACAGAACUCACAGCAGACGGGCAUUCCCUGGGGAGGCAGAUCAGCAAAGCUAGCAGCAGCCGAGUGAAGUCCCGCACCUUGCCUAGCGUGCCAAAGCUCUUCAUCCCUUCAUCCGUCUCCAAAUUCCCGCCUGAGAUCACCGUCACUCCACCAACACCCACCCUCCUGUCCCCAAAGGGCAGCAUCUCGGAAGAGACCAAGCAGAAGCUCAAGUCUGCGAUUCUUUCAGCCCAGUCAGCAGCCAACGUGAAGAAGGAGAGCCUCUGCCAGCCUGCCCUAGAGGUAGUGGAGACCUCCAGCCAAGAGUCUUCUCUGGAGAGCGACUCGGAAGAGGAGGAGGAGGACAAUGACUGCAUGGACAUCUGAAGCAUCUAGGCUGCCCCUGGGGGGUGCAGGGUGUGAUGGACAGAGAGAGGCCCGCCCUGCCUGCCCACUGCCCAGGGAGCCCCCGUUUGCUUGCCUUGCCUCUGUCUUUGCCACUGCUGCUUUGACCCCAGGCUAGCAUUGUCCCCCGACUCUCCUUCCUUCCUUCCUUCCUCUGGGCCAGCUCUUGCAACCCUUGGCAUGCUGCUCCUGCUCCUGACCCCCUGGCUGGGGGGAAGAAACCUUCAGCCAUGGCUGAACAGGGCCAAGAAGCAGCUGUGCUCCCAUGCCUGCGCCCUUCAUUCUCACCCGCUUCUCUCGCUGUUGCCUGAAAGGAGCUCCCCAGCCGAGCUCUGCCGCUGCUGGCCGUUUGCAUGAAGAGGCAUCAGUCGAUUGGGGCAUCACUGACCGAGAAAUAGAAUGGUUUUCGGUACCAUUUUGAUAAUGUCUGUUUUUUUAUAGAAUGACGCAAAAAGUGUACAUGCUUUGUUUUUUAAGUCCCUGUGGCAAGAUUGGUCGCAUUUAUAUGGGAGACAAUAAAGAAGACCAAGAAUUUUUCUACUGAAUGUUGUAAUUUGUAGCAUAACUAAUGCAAAUCCUGCACAGGAACCAGGAUGUGUAUCACUUAAGCCUAUGUGGAGCUUAUCAGGCUGGGUUUCAGUCUGUUGGGGCGGCUAUUAUAUAAAGGGUGCAAUACAGAGCUUUGUAUAAAUACACAUUUUUCUAAUAAAGUCAAAGCAUGUCUCCCC